AUGGCCGAGGUGGGGGAGCCGGUGAGCAGAGACCCGACCAGAGGAGGAGAGUGGUGGAGGCCGCAGGGUGCGUUCAGGCGCGUGGAUGCCGGUACCUCGGCUGCCCCAGCUGGCGUGGGCAGCAAGCCCCAGUCCAGCUUCCAGAGAGCUUCUGCAAACGUAUUUCCCAGAAAACGCGCCGGGGCUUUCCAGAGAGACCGGGGUGCCGUGUGCGAAGGGAACUUCACCUGCAAGGACAACGAGGUGUGCGUCAGGCCCAGCGAGUGCCGCUGCCGGCACGGGUACUUCGGCGCCAACUGCGAAACCAAGUGCCCUCGCCAGUUCUGGGGCCCCGACUGCAAGGAGAUGUGCCAGUGCCACCCGAACGGGCAGUGCGAGGACGUGACAGGCCAGUGUACGUGCAACGCCAACCGCUGGGGGCCCAAGUGCGAGAACGCCUGCUUGUGCAAGCACGGCAAGUGCGACCAGAGGACGGGCAAGUGCUCCUGCGAGCCCAGCUGGUGGGGGCCGCAGUGCUCCAGCGCCUGCUACUGCAGCCUCAACUCACAGUGCGACCAGCAGAGCGGCAGCUGCCUGUGCCAGCCGGGCUGGUGGGGGCGCAGCUGCAACAACCAGUGCGCCUGCAGCAGCUCCCCGUGUGAGCAGUUCACCGGGCGCUGCCAGUGCCGCGGGCGCACCUUCGGCCCCCGCUGCGACCGCUACUGCCAGUGCCACAUGGGGAAGUGCAGCCAGGUCGACGGCGCCUGCACCUGCGAGCCGGGCUACCGGGGCAAGUUCUGCCGGGAGCCGUGCCCUGCCGGCUUCUACGGACAGGGCUGCAGGAGACGCUGCGGGCAGUGCAAGGAGCUGCAGCCCUGCACCAUCGUGGACGGUCGCUGCCUGGCAUGCGAGGCAGGCUGGAACGGCACCAAGUGCGACCAGGUCUGCUCUGCAGGCUUCUAUGGGGAGGGCUGUGACCAGGUCUGCCCCCCCUGCAAGGACGGCCACACCUGCAACCACAUCAACGGGAAGUGCUCGCACUGCAACCCUGGCUGGAUUGGGGACAGGUGUGAGACCAAGUGCCGCAACGGGACCUACGGCGAGAACUGCGCCUUCGUCUGCAGCGACUGCUUCAAUGGCGAGUGCCACUUCGAGACGGGGCGAUGCCUCUGCAAAGCCGGCUUCCAUGGGGCUUCGUGCAACCUGACCUGCCCUGUCGGCCACUACGGCGUGAACUGCGAGGAGUCCUGCAACUGCCGCGAGGAUUCGUGCAACCCCCUGACCGGGACCUGCCACAUGGAGGCCAACCAGCGGAUGGGGGUCGUCGGGGCAGUCGCUCUGCUGGCCUUCCUGCUCAUCCUGCUCCUCUCCCUCCUGAGCUGCUGCUGCAUUUGCCGCAAGAAGGACCGAGCGCGGGACCCGAGCCAGACCCCGGCCCAUGAGAAGCCCCCCAAAUGCCUCUGCGGCAGGUUCAGCCGGAUCAGCAUGAAGCUGCCUCGGAUUCCGCUCCACCGCCAGAAGCUGCCAAAGGUUGUAGUGGCCCACCACGACCUGGAGAACACCAUGAACUGCAGCUUCCUCGAGCCGCCAUCCGUGGUGGAGCAGCCGUCCCCAUCUUGGUCCUCCCGCGGGUCCUUCUCGUCCUUCGACACCACAGAUGAGGGGCCCGUUUACUGCGUGCCGCACGAAGAAAGCGCCGGCGACAGCAAGGACCGCAUCUCUGCCCUGUGCAGCCCAGGAGAGAAGGUGGCGCUGCCCAUCAGCGAGGAGGAGGCCGGAGAAUACACGGUCCUGAAGGAGAGCAGCUCCACCCAGGCGGACUGCAGCGAGGCGCCUCUGCUCAAGUCCUCCGACAGUGAGCGCUCCUCGUGCGGCUCAGGCUCCGUCAGCGGGGCUCUCUACGCCCGGAUCGCCCGCCUCUCCAAGCAGUCCCGAGACGACGACGAAAGCGCCACGGAAGGCAAGAACGCCAAGCCCCCCUCCCCCGAGAGGGCCAAGCCGCCGCCCCCAGACCCCUCCACGAAGCCCAAGAUCUCCUGGAUCCACAGCAAAUACAACUCCAACCAGUCCAACUCCUUGCCUGCCAUCGCCGCAGCCGACCUCUCAGAGCACAAGCACGGGCUGGCCAAGCGCAAGAGGAGCCCCAGCGAGACGUCCAGCGGGGCUCACAGCCGCGCCGAUGACAAGGCGCCCCCGAGGGGCAAGGAGAAGGCCCCGAAGCAGCCCAAGGAUGCCGUUCCCUCGGAGGGCCGGGCACCCGCAGCCGCGGGGGAGCAGCCAUCACCGUCCAAGCCCAAGCAGAGGCACAAGGCUGGCUCGGAGCACAUGGAGAACAUCAACGGGGCCGUCCAGAACGCAAUCAAGAAGAUGGGGAGCUGCCCCCCGGAGCGGAAGGCCGGGGAGGAGCCCAAGGGCCCCGGCCACGGCAAGCCCCGCUCCGAGGUGGUCCACCCGCACCUGUCCUUGGAGGCGGCCACCCUACUGGCCGCGCAGCUGAAGGAAAAGACUCAGAGCCUGAACAGGGGGGACGGGGGGGUGAGGCAGAACGGGGUGAGCCCCCUGCCCGCCCAGAGGGAGCGGCCAACGCCCCCACAGAAGGCCAGGCGCUCCGUGGCAACCAGCGGCCAGAAGUCCAGCAAGCCAGUGCUGCCCACGUCCCCCAACCUGCAGAAACUCAUCAGCCCCAUUGCGGAGGCCGCCACUGGUGACCCCAAGAGGCCAGAGAAGCAGAGCUCCACCGGGAGCCCCGAGCUGGCCCCCGCGCCCAGCGAGCAAGUGGUCAAGAAGACUCCCAUCAAAAAGCCGCCCAGGAAGAAGACGAGGGAGGCCACCGCGGACCAGCCCAAGGCCGCCACGACGCCCACUCAGACUGUGCCGUGAGGCGGGGGCAGUGGGGAAGGGUCCUGCCGAGAGGAGACGGUCCCGUGGGGCUGGGGAGGGCGGGCAAGCGAGGGAGGAUCCAUCUGUGCGAAGCAAGGCUCCGGAGAAGACCCGGCUGCGCUCCCCACACUGAGGCGUGGGCCUUGACAGAACCCUUCCCCACCAACAGAGGACCCGAAGCACUUCCAGUUUCAAGCCCCCUUGCAGAGGGGCAGAGGGGAUCUUGUGGACCAAGCGCUGGCGCCUGG
This is a messenger RNA of Varanus komodoensis (Komodo dragon), 3107 nucleotides long. RefSeq names its product scavenger receptor class F member 2 (gene SCARF2). Gene Ontology annotation, molecular function: scavenger receptor activity. The transcript has 11 exons. The record is from RefSeq and is a predicted model, not a curated record. The coding region runs from base 1 to 2859 and encodes 952 amino acids. Lineage: Eukaryota; Metazoa; Chordata; Lepidosauria; Squamata; Varanidae.